AUGGAGACAAUUGUUAUUCUGGAAGAGAAAAAGAAAUAUGUUGUCCAACAAUUCACAAAAUCUGAAGAAUAUAAUCUUGAAAUGGUUGAAUGUUUCAACAACGUCUCACCAAAUUACAAUUGGAGCGAAAUUGAUGUUACUGGUGUCUGGCAGGUGCUAAAUAUGGGUGGAGAGGGAAUGGCUCAUCAUAGCCUCUUGCAUGCAACAGGAAGGCCAAAGACAUGGAUCUUUUGA
Prunus armeniaca (apricot) is the source of this 234-nucleotide messenger RNA. The record is from the annotation of a GenBank genome assembly. Lineage: Eukaryota; Viridiplantae; Streptophyta; Magnoliopsida; Rosales; Rosaceae.